ACAAGGGUAUUUAGAGGGUGGUGGUGUCCUAUGACACGUGACGUGGUGCGCUCUCGCUGCUCACCUGGCGAGUCCCAAGACACGUGACCAGCUCCAGGUGUGCGUGUGUGUGCGCGUUGAGGCGGCGCCUGCCAGGAGGCGUGGUCAACAACGCUCGAGCCGCCGAACGGAAAUUAAAAUAAACAAACGUAACAAGCGGAGAGUCGGCACUGAAGGACGGCAACUCCAGCGUGGGAAUGGCGUCUUCCAACAACUCGAGCGCGGUGCUGCUACAGGCGUCCAAGACCAAGACGAAGAAAAAGCAUUUUGUCCAGCAGAAGGUGAAGGUGUUCCGGUCGAGUGAUCCUCUGCUUAGUGUGUUCAUGUGGGGUGUGAGCCACUCGAUCAACGAGCUUAACCAGGUUCCAGUGCCUGUGAUGCUGCUGCCUGACGACUUUAAGGCCAACAGCAAGAUCAAAGUGAACAACCAUCUUUUCAAUAAGGAGAACCUCCCUGGGCACUUCAAGUUUAAGGAGUACUGUCCCCAGGUCUUCAGAAAUCUCAGAGAACGCUUUGAAAUCGAUGACCAGGAUUACCAGGCCUCCCUGAUACGUUGCCCCCCCUUUUCUGCCUCUAAUGGCCACGGAGAGGGGCUGUUCCUCACGUCCUUUGACAAGACCCUGGUGAUUAAGCAGAUUUCCAGUGAAGACGUGGCUGACAUGCACAGCAUCCUGUCUGACUAUCAUCAGCACAUCGUCAAAUGUCACGGCAGUACCUUGCUGCCCCAGUUCCUGGGUAUGUACCGUGUGACCGUGGACAGCGAGGACACCUACAUGCUGGUCAUGAGGAACAUGUUUAGUCAUCGGCUUACUGUGCACCGAAAGUAUGAUCUCAAGGGCUCCCUGGUAUCCCGUGAAGCAAGUGACAAGGAAAAGGGUAAGGACCUACCAACGCUGAAAGACGUAGAUUUCCGAAACAUGAGCCAGAAAGUGUACGUCACCGAGGAGCAAAAGGCAAAAUUCAUGGAGAAGCUCAGCAGGGAUGUGGAGUUCCUCGUCCACCUGAAGAUCAUGGACUACAGCCUACUGCUGGGAAUCCAUGAUGUACACCGGGCAGAGCAGGAAGAGGAAGGCGAGCAGGGCAGUGAGGAGGCAGCGGGUGAGGCAGAGAAUGGCAUCGGUUCCCAUGGCAACUCCCCGGAAGGGAUUGGCAGCAGCUACCUGGGCUCCCAUAAGCCCCUGGGUCCUGGGGAGUUCGACCCUUACAUUGAUGUGUAUGCAGUCCAGAGCAGCCCAGGGGCCCCAAACAAGGAGGUGUAUUUCAUGGGUUUAAUUGACAUCCUCACCCAAUACGACGCUAAGAAGAAAGCGGCCCACGCUGCCAAGACGGUCAAGCAUGGGGCUGGUGCCCAGAUUUCUACCAUCCACCCAGAGCAGUAUGCGAAGCGCUUCAAAGACUUCAUCGCCAACAUCUUCUCCUAGGCUGAAUGUCGCAAGAGCCUUGGCACGCAAAACCUCCUCCUCUUCCCCAGCUUGUAAAUUAAAUUAAACUUUUAUUUAAAAACG
Molecule: messenger RNA, 1544 nt
Organism: Erpetoichthys calabaricus (reedfish)
Lineage: Eukaryota; Metazoa; Chordata; Cladistia; Polypteriformes; Polypteridae
Gene: pip4k2ca
Product: phosphatidylinositol-5-phosphate 4-kinase, type II, gamma a
Exons: 10
Coding region: 237-1460 (407 amino acids)
Biological process (GO): phosphatidylinositol metabolic process
Molecular function (GO): phosphatidylinositol kinase activity
Source: RefSeq, a predicted model, not a curated record